Molecule: messenger RNA, 4314 nt
Organism: Ciona intestinalis (vase tunicate)
Lineage: Eukaryota; Metazoa; Chordata; Ascidiacea; Phlebobranchia; Cionidae
Source: RefSeq, a predicted model, not a curated record
CGUCGUUGGUUUGGUAAGUAUCCUGUGUUAGAAUGUUGUUAUUAAUUCAACCACUAACGAUCCAUUACUAUAGCUCUUAUACUGUUCCAUUAGUACCAUAGUCACGUGGAAUCACAUCCUACAGCUAAUGCUUCAUUCAUCAUAGAACGUGCAAAUGAAAAACAACAAGGCAGUCGUUCGAGUUACAAUUUUCAAAGGUCCAAUUAGCAGUCUAACAAGGCUAUUUACGCCUUCGGUAAAAAUGAGAAUUUCUCGUAAAAUUCCGCACCGAAAUGCGACCAGUUGAGUUUCAAAAUGGAAUCUGUGUCAUCUUCUAUUCACAGUUGCUCAUUAUGCGAAAAUCGUAUCAACUUAUCCGCAGAAUGUUGCUGUAAGGACUCGGAAGAAGAUAUAUUUGAAAUUAAAGAGGAUAGACUGUUAAAGCGAUGUAAUCUCGAAUCCGGUGACAAAGUUUGUGCAAAACACCUCGAGAAAGUAAAGAGUGGGAUCAUCUUUGGAGGAAGCGGGAUCGGAUGUUGCGCUCCUUUUCAUUUGGGAACACCGUCGGGAAAAAGGCUUCGAUCCGUACCUAAGCCAUGGAGGCCUCACUUCGAGAAAAGCGAGCCAAGCCCUAGACAGAAUCAAAGGUAUAUGCCAACUCUGCAAAUUUGCGACCAGUGUUAUAACAUUACAAUGGAUAUUAUGCAUAGUGCCAAUAAACCGGAUGAUGACGACGUCACAGAUAGUGAUUAUGACGUAAUAAUUUCAUCGCCUCAAAACAAGUACAUGAGCCCACGGAAAUGGGUAAGUUCGUUAUCCAUGCAAUGUAUGGGUGGCAGCAACUCUGGGAGCACUUGGUCAUUAUCGUCCACACAAUCUUCCCGUACGCAACCUACUGGAGAUUUCUUAUCAUUAUACGCAGCGCAUACAGAGAAUCCGAGUCUCCCUCAGCCAAUACCUGAUUCGAUACGAAGAUUUUUCAGACACAAGUCGAAAACGCCUGUGAAUUUUAAUGGCUUCGAUUCGUUCAGCAAUAUUUCGACUGAUUCUGAAACGCCAAGAAAAAGGAUGCUUAGACGGGUGAGCACUGCGAGUUUGAAUUUAAAAUCGCCGGAUUCAGAAGAAAAAGAAGACGAGAAACGCUUGUGUUUUAAAAUCAAAGACGAAAAUGACGUCAUAGUAUCUUCGGCUCACGUCUCGCUUGAGCGAACACCGUCACCGACCAAUCAGAGCGCGAGUAGCAAAAGACAGGCUCAGAAAAUAAGCCCGCCAGAAAAAGAAGGCGAUGAAAUUCUCUCCAACGAAAUGUUGACGAACAGUUGUGAUUCGGGCUGCGUUGAAGCUCAAAAAUCGAUGCUUGAGUUAAACUUGGACGGUCCUGCCAUCAUUAGCGCUCAAGCCCCUUCCGGAAUCGCAGCGCCUGGAAAAAUCGAUAUUGCUGAUGUUAAGCCAGAAGAAAUUCAAAUUCCAGACGACUCUAUUUGUUGUGUGAACGUUGAGUGCGACGGACGCGUGAAAACUACUCUGGAAAUGGACAUUUCUGACUUUCAGUAUUUUUCAACGAAAAUUGCACCGGACGGGCAACAGGACCAACAGAAAACAGCGCAAGAAACUUACAUGGAUAAUUUGGCGGAAAGUUUGUCCGGAGAAGUCGUUUCUUUCGUCUUGAACCGGUUUUCUCCUAAAAAGAAUGAAGAGUCGCCCACAGGCGCCGAGCAGCAAGGGGCGAACGUAGAAACAUUUUCCGGCGCCCUUGCCCAUAACAUUGUACAGUUUGUGUUGUAUAAAAGCGCGAAUAAGAAAAGAGAGGAUUCUUGUGACCAUGAAAGUGCAACAGUCGUUCAAACUUAUGGAGACAAACUGUCUAAUGCAAUUCUACGAGAUGUAAAACAGGCCCUUCGUAAAGUGAACUCGUGCGACCGCUGCGGCGAAGUCUUGUUGAGAGAAUGCGCUAACGUAGUUAUGUACGCACAACAAGCGGCUGAGGUUAUUACCAGCACGGCGUUAAAAGAAAUUGUCAGUCGCGAGAACUUAAAACAGCCGCUAGAAGAAAGGGCGGCAAACGCCUCUGUUUUAGAAGCAUACCGUGAUACGAAAAUAGCUGAAGAAACCAAGGCAUAUUUCGAAAACCUCCCGAAAAACAAGGAAAACAUAUUAACGUCCUGGGUCGAGGAUAAAAAGUGUUUCCGUUCCGUGAUUUCUGUAAAGGUAAACGGAUACUCAAAUGAGAAGCCGGAGAUUUUAAAAGAAAAACCCGAUAUUUUUCAACGGUCAGGCUUACAGAUGAAUCCUAAAACUGUGGAAUGUUAUAUUGAAGAUCUCUACCCAGUUACACGUUCACUAUCAAGUAGUUUUCUCAACGAAAACACCGAAGAACCUCCCUUGCAAACACGACAACGUUCUAUGUCGAUGGAGUCGUUUUUCUUAAUGCUGUGUACGCCUGUGGCUAGCGAUGAAGGAUUAAAAGGAAAUGCAAAUGAAGCGGUUAAAGUUGCUGUUUCGGGGAAAGUUUUAGAAGCUGAAAAUGUUCCUGAAACGACAGCGCAGUCAAAAGGUGAAAUAAAUUCUGCUGUUGAUUCUCGGACCGAUAAUGUUAUUUGUUGUGAUUCAAAAAGCUUAAGUAUUGAUGACGAAACAAGUGAAGUUUGUGACGUAGAAUCAAACUCCACAAACGGCUCGUGGGAUAUAUUGGAUCUCGAUGAUAAAGAUAUUGCCGAAAGCUCAAAUCAAAAUUUAAAGAAUUCUGCUGCAUUGGCCGAAGUACAGUCAUCGUCCAAUGUAGUGAAUGCUAAUAUGGAGAUUCCUAUUACACCCAGUACAGAUACAGAUACAUCUAUGUCAUCGUGUAGCGAAAGCGACGCAGCAGAAAGCACUGCCAGCGAGAAAAUUGACAGCAAUUCGAUACAAUGUACAUUUUCCGAGGACAAUGCCCACGAAACUGACAAUGUUUCGCUAAUUUCGACCGAGGAGGUAGCUGUUAAUAAAGAAGAGAGAGAAACUGUGGAGGAAAAACUAACCCUAGUUCACACGCCAAAGGAAUUUAGCUUAUCUUUGCCAAGUCAAAUUCUACAUAACAAAGAAGCUUGUGACAAAAAUGCGGUUUCCAAACCAGAGCAAAAACCCGAUUUUCUUGACCGCACUUCAGCGCUUUCCAUUACCAGCUUUUCCGAUAUCGAUUGUAUACCUUGGGAUUCAAAACAGCAAGUAAAAUAUGACACGGGAUCCCUGGGCACUACGGCAAGUCAACUGUUAGACAACCAUUCAACUACAGCCAAUGUUUUACCUGAUGAUCCCCCAAUUGAAAAAAGUGAACAAGAAAAUUUAAAACAAACAGAACCGGUUGGCAGCGAGCAAAACAAGCCAGACGAAGACGUGCAAAAUAUUUCUGCAUCACUCUAUGCCAACCUGAAUGAAAAUUUUGAAUACGAAAAUUUAAGAGAAACAAAACCAGUCGUCAGCGAGCAAAAUCAACCUAACGAAGAUGCUGUGCAAAAUCUUUCUGCUACCGAGACACCUGAACCGGAAGAAGUAAUAGAUUCAGUUGGCGCGCUUUCUUUUGCUGGUGACUCCAUCGCUAAAGUUCUCACACGUCGUAGAAGAGCUGCGCAAUUCAUGCGAGCGGCAAGCGCUGCUGUUCUUGUGAGAAAAGCAAAGACCAAUGAAAGCGCGAACAAGAGUGAUCCGGAAGACGACGACGUGGCUGAGGCCCUUUGCGAUGUGAUGGAUCUCGUUAGUCCUCGUUUACUGCGAUGGAAACAGAACAUUAUAUCAAAUGAAGGAGAAAAUGACAGAGGACGUGGCUUCAACUCGAUCCUGAAAGGCGUUGUUAUAAUUUCUGUUCUGGGAAUCGUAUUCUUUUCCUCUUGGAAAUAUUUUGAACUUUAAUUCUUCAAUUUAUUCGUACAGUAAUUGAACGCAAUCCUGCGCCUCCUCAAUUACAUAAUCUAAAAAUCAAACGCGGGUAGGAGUAUGAAACAGAACACCCGUGUUAUAACGACUGGCUUUGCUCCGCCACGCGAAGAUAAAUAAGUUAAAUUCAAUCAUUCAUUCGUAGUCCAAUCGUACUAAAUUAACUUUAAACACUUUAAUAGAUUUUAAAAGGAACCUAUUCGAAUGUUUAUUCAUACACCUGCAUUACAUAAAAGCGCUUAAUUUUAUCAUGGUACUCUAUUUCUAUACUGUAACUGUAUUCUGUAUAAUUUAUUUGUCUUCAUAAUUCGCAUUUAUUUAUAUGUACGCAAUGUGGUCUAUUUAUUAAUUGUGGUCAUAUCAUCAUACUGUUGUUUCUAUGUUUCAUUUGGAUUAUUGCUGUGAUUACACAAAAUUUGCCCUGAA